Molecule: messenger RNA, 1146 nt
Organism: Hyphopichia burtonii NRRL Y-1933
Lineage: Eukaryota; Fungi; Ascomycota; Pichiomycetes; Serinales; Debaryomycetaceae
Product: RNA polymerase II subunit B1 CTD phosphatase
Exons: 1
Coding region: 143-949 (268 amino acids)
Cellular component (GO): nucleus; cytoplasm
Molecular function (GO): RNA polymerase core enzyme binding; RNA polymerase II CTD heptapeptide repeat phosphatase activity
Source: RefSeq, a predicted model, not a curated record
CACCAAUCUAUUAUAAUCUUCGGUAGUUAGCCUUGAGUCACUUGAAAACUUUCUUAAAUACCCCCAGGUUGUUUUUCCCAAACGAAUUGUCACAGCUAUAUUGCGUACUAUUGCAUGAUCUCACUUGGUAGUCUGAUCCAGAAUGGAGUUACUUACAGUUGAAUCGUUUCUUCCCCAUAUAACCGGACUAGCCAAUAAAGAUACUUUGUCACCGGGUGAAGCAUCACGCCUUCUGUUAUUAAUUACUGAAUUAUUACUAGAUCAUUUUGUUGAUUUGCAAUUGUUAAAGUUUUUGUCCAGAUUUUUAACCCCACAGAUCUAUGACGAAAUCAUUGAAGAACGUAAUAUCGAGCACCAAUGUGGGUACAUCACUUGCAAUAAGUCUCCCAAGCAGAAUGUCCGCCGCCUGUCUGUGAUAAGCAAUGGAUCGGCUUCGACACUGCCGGCAUUUGCGUCUCCAGGCGCUUCAGCAACAUCAACGACUAAAUAUCAGAUAUAUAAUAGGAAACCAUCGAUGAUUUUACCCAAUACAUAUCUCUCCCAAUAUUGCUGCAAAGAACAUUACCAAGCUUCACUUUUUUACAGAAACCAGUUAAGUCUGGAAGCAGUUUUUGCUCGAAAAGAUAUAAUGGUAGCACCUCCAUUUCCUGCUAUCAGAUCUUGGUACGAGAAUACUAUCACCUGCCUUGAAGAAGUUCUUGCUAAACAUCGGGAAUUGAAGGAACAAGGAAAGACUCUUGGAGAAGUAAUCACAAUGAUGAACGGUCUUUCAGUUUCUGAAGAUGAUAAGGAUACCAGUGAACUUAUUAAAUUGAUUGAAGAUUUCGAAAUUGUUGAGAAAGAGGGUGGAGUUCACGGUGAUGAUCUUGAUUCCGAAGACGAAACAGAUACCAACGCAGUGGAAGGUUAUGUAACAACCAAUAAAAGCUUCGGUGGUUAUGUCGUCUAGUCCUGAAGUUCUUAUGAUUAAAAUGAAAAAUUGCCUCAUAUAUUUGCUAUUUUUAUUUGAUUAGACUCUUUGCUACGCUUUAACGAUUUUGUUGACUUCUGCUUUUUCUUCCUAUGUGCAUUAAGUUUGUUUAUUCAUGGCUUGUGUUUUCAUAUAUGACUCAAUUCUGUCAAAUUUCUUGAUGUUUUAAUUUUAAC